UUCUUUAAAACUUUUUUUUAUCGAAAUUAUCGAAAUUCCGAAAAUUCUUCCAAUUUUUCGUUAUUUUAUUUUCUUUAUUUUUGGUUUCGAAAUUUUUUAGUCAAAAAAAUUUUGCAGUUCGAUGACGUUCAAUCAUUGGUGAAGCGAAGAAAUGCAGAAUUAAUUAACGGUUUAAUCGGUAUGGAUCUGGGAAAACUGUCAAGCGUUGGUAAAAGAUCGAACGCCGAACUAAUCAACGGCCUAUUGGGAAUGAACUUAAAUCAGCUAUCCUCUGCUGGUCGACGAUAA
This is a messenger RNA of Dracunculus medinensis (Guinea worm), 288 nucleotides long. The record is from the annotation of a GenBank genome assembly. NCBI's taxonomy places the organism in Eukaryota, Metazoa, Nematoda, Chromadorea, Rhabditida, Dracunculidae.